AUGAUGGUGGUGAUGCAGGGUGGCCACACGGCAGAGCUGUUGUCCUAUGUGCGCCUUCUGCCUCCAGCCUAUUCCCCGAGAAUAUACGUUGUGGCUUCGAAUGACAAUUUAAGUGAUCAAAAAGCUUCAGAACUGGAAAAUACACAUCAGAACAAUGAUUUUUUGGUCGAAAAGUUACCUCGCGCCAGGGAAGUUGGGCAGUCCUAUUUCACAAGUAUUUUCACCACAUGCUAUGCCAGCAUAAUCGCCACUCUCUUGGUUUUAAAACAUCGUCCUCGGCUUGUACUCUGCAAUGGUCCUGGAACUUGUGUCCCGGUUUGUCUGGCGGCCUGGGUGGUACACAGCUUUAUGCGCGGUUCAAAGGCUGUGGUUUUUGUGGAGAGCGUGUGCCGCACGCGCUAUCUCUCCCUCUCCGGUCGCUUGCUUUACCACCUCCACUUGGCCCUCGUUGUGGUCCAGUGGCCUCACUUGGUUAAGAAUAAAAACAGUUGCCUUAGGGCGAUCAAAGAUGAUGCUGUGACGGGGUCGGGCCAACCGAGCCCGGUUAACGCCCCAGCGCGAGGUCACCUCCUAUCCCGCCGCGUUGUGAUACGAGGUCAGAAUAUGAUAAUCUAUGAUCCCACUCAUGUCUACGGAAUAGCGACAAGAGGAUCAGGGACCGUGAUCACAUGGUGCCCAGUCUUCUCCAGUCGUAAUAAGCCGGACGCUUCGGGCUCCGCAGGCAAUAAUACCACUCUGAGGUGCCCGGCUCAGUUGAGCGGUGUUACUCUGUUCUCCAGCACCACAUUGGCUUACUGCGACUAUUUCACUCGACUGGCACUUUUUCAACUAACCAUCCGGCUUGGGGGUGGACCACUUGACUUUGCGAUGGUUAACUUUACAGUUGCCGAGAUUCGUCGGUUAAUGGCGAAGAACAAAAACAUUCGGAAUAUGUCUGUGAUUGCUCAUGUUGAUCACGGGAAAUCCACUCUAACUGAUUCUCUUGUUUCAAAGGCCGGCAUCAUUGCCGAGUCGCGUGCUGGUGAUGCUCGCUUCACAGACACUCGCAAAGACGAACAGGAUCGGUGCAUCACCAUUAAGUCAACAGCCAUUAGUCUCUAUAAUGAACUGAAUGCAGACCAGCUAGACUAUGUGCGCAAAGUUCAACCCGUGGAUAGUGAUGUGUCGGGGAAGGCCGAGUGUGGUUUUUUGAUAAAUCUUAUCGAUUCGCCUGGUCACGUCGACUUCAGCUCUGAGGUUACAGCUGCCUUGCGUGUGACGGACGGUGCUCUCGUCGUCGUGGAUGCCGUCUCAGGUAAGCACCACUUUGAAGCUAUUGUAUCCCUCGUAGGUGUUUGUGUUCAAACGGAGACUGUUUUGCGACAGGCUAUUGCUGAACGUAUAAAGCCUAUCCUUUUUAUGAAUAAGUUGGACAAAGCGCUGAGCACAAUGGGCCAGGACCCCGAGUCGUUAUAUCAACAUCUCUCUAGGGUUGUUGAGAACGUUAAUGUUAUCAUAGCUCAAUUCAGUGAACACGAUGGUCCCAUGGGUGAUGUAACUGUAAAUCCAGGGAAUGGAACCGUUGGGUUCGGUUCCGGUUUACAAAGCUGGGCCUUCACCUUGCAUACGAUGGCGAAAUUCUACGCAAAACGUACUGGCAUGGAUGCUGAUAAGCUCCUUCCUCGGCUGUGGGGAGAUAACUUCUUCAACGCAGCUGAAAAGAAGUGGCGCAAGUCCAAGACAGACCCCAAAGAUGUACGGGCAUUCGUGCACUUUAUACUCGACCCAAUUACAAAGAUUUUCAGAGCUGUUCAAGACGAGGAUAAGCCGAUGAUUCAAAAAAUGCUUACUGCGAUUGAUGUAAAGUUGAGCACUGAAGAGCACGACCAACCGGCCAAGGUUUUGUUAAAAACAAUAAUGCAUAAAUGGCUUCCCGCGGGCGAUUGUCUUCUUGAGAUGAUUUGCAUUCAUCUCCCGAGUCCUUUUGUAUCCCAGAGAUAUCGCAUGGAGAUGCUCUACGAGGGUCCUAAGGACGAUGAAGCCGCUAUCGGGAUAAUGAAUUGUGAUCCCAACGCUUGCCUCAUGAUGUAUGUUAGCAAGAUGGUUCCAACGUCUGACAAGGGUCGUUUUUACGCCCUGGGUCGUGUCUUCUCAGGUACGAUCGCGACCGGCCAGAAAGUUCGAAUUAUGGGUCCCAACUACGUUCACGGCAAGAAGGAUGAUUGCUGUGAAAAGUCUAUCCAGCGUACUAUUCUCAUGAUGGGCCGUUAUACGGAAGCCAUCGACGAUGUUCCCUGUGGUAAUAUCUGCGGUCUUGUAGGUGUCGAUCAGUUCCUCGUAAAGACCGGCACUAUUACGACUUUUUCUGGUGCUCAUAACAUGCGCCAAAUGAAAUUCAGUGUCAGUCCAGUGGUCCGUGUUGCUGUAGAUUGCAAAAAUCCCAGCGAUCUGCCUAAACUGGUGGAGGGCCUAAAGCGCCUUGCGAAGUCUGACCCUAUGGUUCUCAUUCAAACCGAAGAGUCAGGUGAGCACAUAAUUGCUGGCGCGGGUGAAUUACAUCUGGAAAUCUGUUUAAAAGACCUGGAGGAGGAUCAUGCGUGUAUUCCGAUUAAGAAAUCUGAACCUGUGGUUUCAUACAGGGAAACUGUUACCGAAGUAUCUUCAGUUCAAGCUUUGUCCAAGUCGCCUAAUAAGCAUAAUCGUUUGUUCUUCCGCGCGGAACCACUGGGUGAAGAACUCACCAAGGAAAUCGAUGACAAUGUAGUUACUGCAAAGCAGGAUCCAAAGGCUCGAGGUCGUAUUUUGACGGAAAACUACGGUUGGGAUGCAACUGAUGCACGUAAGAUUUGGUGCUUCGGUCCCGACCGUACUGGACCCAAUGUGGUCGUUGACGUUACGAAGGGUGUCCAGUAUCUUAACGACAUCAAGGAUAGUGUUGUAGCUGCCUUCCAGUUCGUCACCAUGGAUGGUGUCCUAUGUGACGAAAAUAUGCGGGGUAUUCGUUUCAACAUCGAGGACGUGGUUCUUCACGCCGAUGCAAUCCACCGAGGUGGAGGCCAAAUUAUUCCCACUGCCAGGCGUUGUUUCUAUGGUGCUUGCCUCACCGCCUCGCCGGCUAUCUUGGAACCUGUCUAUGUUUGUGAAAUUCAGACACCCGAGGAUGCUUUGGGAGGCAUUUAUAGUACGCUUAACAAAAAACGCGGUAUCAUUUUCAGUGAAGAAAAUACUCCUGGUACGCCGAUCUACAUUGUGAAGGCGUACUUGCCUGUAAAUGAGUCCUUUGGUUUCACGGCAGAGCUUCGCGCUGCUACCAGCGGUAAGGCAUUCCCCCAAUGCCAAUUUGACCAUUGGCAAUUGUACCCAGGAAACCCUCUUGAUCCUAACAGCAAGCCUGGUGCUCUAGUUGCCGGCAUCAGGAAGCGUAAGGGCAAGCCCGAAGCUAUCCCAAGUCUCGAUAACUUCAUCGACAAACUAUGA
Molecule: messenger RNA, 3456 nt
Organism: Echinococcus granulosus
Lineage: Eukaryota; Metazoa; Platyhelminthes; Cestoda; Cyclophyllidea; Taeniidae
Product: Elongation factor 2
Exons: 11
Coding region: 1-3456 (1151 amino acids)
Biological process (GO): translational elongation; dolichol-linked oligosaccharide biosynthetic process
Cellular component (GO): cytosol; ribonucleoprotein complex
Molecular function (GO): translation elongation factor activity; GTP binding; GTPase activity
Source: RefSeq, a predicted model, not a curated record